Molecule: messenger RNA, 2660 nt
Organism: Caenorhabditis sp. 36 PRJEB53466
Lineage: Eukaryota; Metazoa; Nematoda; Chromadorea; Rhabditida; Rhabditidae
Source: the annotation of a GenBank genome assembly
AUGAAACCGAAAAACUCUCCUAGGUAAGGCAUGAUGACCCCCAGUUUCCAUUUUUUCCACCUCCUCCAACUCACUCAAUUUUGUUUUCCAGAGAAAUCUACAAUCCAUUCACAAACAGGUUCAGUUUGCCUUCACUGGAAGCCAAGAGAAAUCGACAUUUGCUGUGUAAACGGCUGAAAUUGCGACCCGACAACUUCCUGGACGAGUACUGUGCUGAUUUGGAAGUGAUCGAUAUAAUGGCUCCGAUUAGACCGGCCGAAGAGCGAGCUGAGUCGCCUCCUCCCGAUGAUCAGCUAGAAGGCGUCGACUACCUGGCACGCAGCAAGAAGUUGCGAGCUGGCGACUACAUGUUUUUCUCCGCGGACGCCCUCCCUCACAUUGCUCCAGAAGCCAAAAAAUCGGAAAAGUACACGUGGCUCGGCGAGCGUCUCCGUCUCACAUUCAAAAUGGUGCGCAGUGACUCUCGUCUCAUCCGAACCAUGUGCCACAGCCACGGACUGAUGCAGUGCUCCAACAAGAAUCCGUCGGUCAACUUCAUUUGGAUGGGAGCGCCCGUGAAGAGUGUGAAGAUGCGCGAGCUGAUGCCCUGGCAGCGACUCAACCAGUUCCCGAGCUCCACGGAACUCACGAGAAAAGACAGGCUGUACGAGAACAUUGAGAGAUCCAAGUCGAUUCACGGAGACGCUUUCGAUUUUGUAAGUUUAACUUAUUCGUUUAUUCAUCGCGAAAGACCGGUAAGAGAAGGGAACACCAGAAGGAAAUAUGACUGUAAGAUGAAUAGGAAAGGAAGGGAACCAACCCCGCAAGAGGAGGGCGCCUUUGGUAGCGGGUACAGAAUACAUAGUGUGCCUGUUAAGAACUUAUACAGAAGUAGUAGCUGAGAUUUGAGAGAAGUUCAGCAGAGUAGGACUGCAAUUGACAAGAAUUCAAUCUUUCAGAUUCCCGAAUUUUAUGUGACGCCGCGUGAGAACACGAAAAUGGAAGCCGCGUUCAAGCGAGUUACCCGAGAGAUCACUGCUUCCGGGGGCAAACUAUGUUUUCCCGGAGAGUUCAUUGUGAAGCCCACGAACUCUCGCCAAGGAAAGGGGAUCUUCUUUGCGAACAGCGUUAGUUCUGAAUCCACAUCUUCCCCUCACAUCCAUUUCCUUUCAGUUGGCCGACAUUCCAGCCGAAGGACCUCUUCUCGUCUCCCGGUACCUCAAGGAUCCGUGUCUCGUCAACAAUCACAAGUUCGAUCUGCGCAUCUACGUGGCGGUCACCUCAUUCUACCCACUCGUCGCCUACGUUUAUUCCGAAGGGCUCGCCCGUCUCGCCUCGAUGCCCUACGACUCGUCGUCCUCGUCCGACAGCAACGAAUUUGUGCAUCUCACUAACUACAGUAUUAACAAGAACUCGACGUCGUUCGUGCGCAACGAAAGCAUGUCUUCCGAGGACUUGGGUCACAAGUGGACGCUGGGCGCUCUGUUGAGAUACGUCGAAAACGAAGGAAAAGAUGCGAGACGUAAGAAUGAUCCUGUUUGAGUUCAAACCCAUGCCGUACCCGUUUUCAGUGCUCAUGCUGCGAAUCGAAGAUCUGAUUGUGAAGAGUCUUCUUUCCGUUCAGAACAAAGUGGCGACGACCAGCAGAACAAACCUCAAAUUCGCGGGAACCAACUUUGAACUGUUCGGAUUCGACGUCCUCGUCGAUCAGAGUCUGAAGCCAUGGCUUCUCGAAGUGAAUCUCUCGCCGAGUCUCGCCUGCGACGCCCCUCUCGACUCACUUCUGAAGACACGACUCAUCGCGGAUCUUCUGAACCUCGCCUGCAUUCCUCUUCUCGACAGAAAAAUCAUAGACAACAUAACUCCCGCUUUGAAAAAGUCUAUCAAUUCAACAGAAGAGCAAGAAUCUUCCGAAUCAGAUUUGGAGAUGGAUCCGAAGUGCGCAAAGACACUGAGACGCCGACCGGUCGGGCUGAAACGAAGUGUGCUGAGCCGAAGGAUUUCGAGCGGAUCAGCUUCUCUGAUUCCGAACAGCGAGAAGAAGUUCGAGCAGAUUGUGCGGAAAGUGCAGCUCGAAUCUGACAGACAAGGAGAUUUCAUCAGAGUGUUCCCGAGAAACGGCACUUGGGGAAUGUACAAUCCGAUAAUGGAAGAUCUCGGAAGAGAUGAUUUCGAUGAGCGUCUCUUCGAUGAGGUCGUCUUGAAGAAGAACACGGUAAGCCCUAUCCCUAUCGUGUAAAGUUAUAAUCUACUUGUGUUCAGAAGAACUCAUCAAGACAAGUUUCACCAUCCAGCAGUCAAUCGACCGUUUCCGAAGACCCGGAGGAUCUUUCCAACUUGUUCCACGUGGUCAUGAUCGAAUGCGACAAAUUUCCAACGAUUGCCGACAUACCUGCUCAAGUCAGAGAGAUCAUCUCUCCGUGGUACGACGAAGCGGCCGGUUACUCGAAGAAGAUUACGCAGGAGGGCGAAACCUACGCCAGCAAGUUGCCGUCGAUUCGAUCGAGUGCCCGUCUCCGAACGAAAAGCUGCGCGGAAUUCUACGAAGUUCGCAAAGCGCAGCUCGCCAAAAAGAAGGAGGAAUCUGCUGCAAAGUGAGUCAUUCGUGGCUGAGAUCCGAGUGAAACAGCCGCCUUUUCAGUGAAAACGAACCACAAACGGUCGACGCCAUACGUGUUUGA